Arvicola amphibius (Eurasian water vole) is the source of this 2445-nucleotide messenger RNA. RefSeq names its product integrin subunit beta like 1 (gene Itgbl1). Gene Ontology annotation, biological process: cell-matrix adhesion; cell migration; cell adhesion mediated by integrin. The record is from RefSeq and is a predicted model, not a curated record. Gene Ontology annotation, molecular function: integrin binding. Lineage: Eukaryota; Metazoa; Chordata; Mammalia; Rodentia; Cricetidae. Gene Ontology annotation, cellular component: cell surface; focal adhesion; integrin complex. The transcript is spliced from 11 exons. The coding region runs from base 145 to 1623 and encodes 492 amino acids.
CUGCGAGUUCGGGUGUCCCAAGUCCUUCUGCCUGGGCAUCUGCUGGUGACACUUCUCCCUCCUGUUGCCUCCCAUCAAAGCCCCACCUUGCGGCAGGCAGAGCAGCUGGCCUGCCCUCCUGCCUGCACAGACCCUCAGCUCAGCAUGCAUCCCCCAGGCUUCAGGUUGUUGCUGGUAUCCUCCCUUCUCUUCGUUGGGCUGUCAGCUGCCCCUCAAAGCUUCUCACCAUCUCUGAGAAGCUUGUCCGGCGCCCCCUGCAGGCUGUCCAGGGCCGAGUCCGAGCGUAGAUGUCGUGUACCUGGGCAACCCCCAGGGGGUGCCCUGUGCCAUGACCGUGGCCGGUGCGAAUGCGGGGUCUGCAUCUGUCAAGUGACUGAACCUGGCACCUAUUUCGGACCGCUGUGUGAGUGCCACGACUGGGUGUGCCAGAGCUACGACGGGAAAACCUGCGCAGGCCAUGGUACUUGUGACUGCGGCAAAUGCAAGUGUGAUGUGGGCUGGUCUGGGGACGCUUGCCAGUACCCAACCAAGUGUAACCUGACAAGAAAAAUCAGCAACCAGAUGUGCAGGAACUCUCAAGAUGUCAUCUGCUCCAACGCAGGAACAUGCCACUGUGGCAGGUGCAAGUGUGAUAAUCCAGAUGCAAAUGGACUUGUUUAUGGCCAAUUUUGCGAGUGUGACGAUAGAGAAUGCAUAGACGACGAAACGGAAGAAAUCUGUGGAGGCCAUGGGAAGUGUUACUGUGGAAACUGUUACUGCGAGGCUGGUUGGCAUGGAGAUAAAUGCGAAUUCCAGUGUGACAUCACCCCCUGGGAAAGCAAACGAAGAUGCACAUCUCCAGAUGGCAAAAUCUGCAGCAACAGAGGAACAUGUGUUUGUGGUGAAUGUUUUUGCCACGACGUUGAUCCAACUGGGGACUGGGGAGACAUUCACGGGGACACGUGUGAGUGUGACGAACGAGACUGCAGAGCUGUUUAUGAUCGAUACUCUGAUGAUUUCUGUUCAGGCCAUGGGCAGUGUAACUGUGGACGAUGUGACUGUAGAACAGGCUGGUAUGGGAAGAACUGUGAGCACCCAAGGUCCUGCCCAUUGUCAGCUGAGGAGAGCGCCAGGAAGUGCCAGAGCGGCUCUGACCUGCCUUGUUCUGGAAGGGGCAAAUGCGAAUGUGGCAGAUGCACGUGUUACCCUCCAGGGGACAGCAGGGUGUACGGCAAGACCUGCGAGUGUGAUGACCGGCGUUGUGAAGACCUGGAGGGUGUGGUCUGCGGAGGCCAUGGCACAUGUUCCUGUGGUCGUUGUGUUUGUGAGAAAGGAUGGUUUGGCAAGCUCUGCCAACACCCACGGAAGUGUAACAUGACAGAAGAACAAAGCAAGAGUUUGUGUGAGUCAGCAGAUGGCAUGUUGUGCUCGGGGAAGGGUUCUUGCCAUUGUGGAAAGUGUAUUUGUUCUGCAGAAGAGUGGUACAUUUCAGGGGAGUUUUGUGACUGUGAUGACAGAGACUGUGACAAACACGAUGAUCUCAUCUGCACAGGGAAUGGAAUCUGUAGCUGUGGGAACUGUGAAUGCUGGGAUGGAUGGAAUGGAAAUGCAUGUGAAAUCUGGCUUGGCACUGAAUAUCCUUAAUGAUUCUAUGGGAGACAACUGGAUUCUUAUUUCUAGGCCAUUUUAGAAAGUUAGAGGAAAACGUGUAUACAGCACUAGGAAAAACUAUUGUGUAUUUUUCUAUUUCUAACUGCCUGAGUGAAAUAUGGGUCUUCAUUAGAAACGACUUCAGCAAACUGAUGUAAAUUAUACCACAAAGAAUUGUUCUCACAUAAUUAACAUCAGUGUUCACAACUGAGGAGGACAAUGUUGCAACCCACAAGACAUUUGGCAAUGUCUAUAGAGAAAUUUGUUAUCGUACUGGUUAUGGUAGGAGUCCAUGUGCUUUGGGCAUUUUAGAGGUAGUGACCAUAGGCAAUGCUGAAAACCCUACAGAACACAGAAAGGCCCUCACAGCAAAGUAUUUUCUGACACCCAAUGUUUGUCAAUACAUAGUAGAAAAAUGCUAAAUUGCAUGGUAUUGAGGACUCUACAUUCUGACACCACUGAAACACUGUAUCAGAAUAUAAGGAUGAUAUUUAUUCUCACAUAAACCAAUCAGUAGAAUUUUUCCAGGAUUCCAUAUAACUCUGAAUUUGCAUAUUGGGAUAAUAAUGACAGACACAUAUGACGUGUAAUGAUGGGUGGGAAUUUACCAGAUCAAAAGGGCUUUAUACUCACAAGAAUGUCUUACAGGAAAAAAUUAUAAAUGUACAAUUUGACAUUUUAAUAAUUAGUGACAUAAGUUUUUUAUAUUCUGUGCCAAUAUCUAUUUAUGCACUGAAAACAAACACAACAUAAAAAAUGAAUUGGAAUGCCCACUUUAGAUCCCAGGAACUAACAGGCCAUGUUUUUUAAGACUAG